Ceraceosorus guamensis is the source of this 1000-nucleotide messenger RNA. RefSeq lists its product as hypothetical. The transcript has a single exon. Lineage: Eukaryota; Fungi; Basidiomycota; Exobasidiomycetes; Ceraceosorales; Ceraceosoraceae. Bases 99 to 725 code for a protein of 208 amino acids. The record is from RefSeq and is a predicted model, not a curated record.
GGCGCCUCAUCAUGUAUCUGCCUAGGUCGACAGACUACGCAUGAAGGAGUUGGAAAGACUGGAGGCUGCGUCUUCGUGUUGUUGACGCCCGGUGUCCAAUGCGCAACUGCAGCAUACUGGCAGUGGAAGGACGAGGGGAUAUCCGUGCCCAAAGUCGCGCCCGUAUUCAAGGACACGUAAAUUGCACAGAUCUUGUACACCAAUCAGCAUCAGAGACUCAAGAAUCGUCGCGUCUUGCCCAUCCUGCCCUUUCAAGAUCACCAAGCUUGCCGGGACCCGAGCAAGAUUGGCUUGAAGCUCCUGAACACGCAGAGUGCUUCAUCGACCCACCCUCGCAGACUAAGUGUCAUUGCCAUUCUGAUCUCGUCACCUCACUCCCUCGACCUCGACUUAGCCCCUUGGUGGCUAUGCUGCUAUUUCACUUGUUGUUUGCUAUGUGUGGAUUGCUGUCACGGCUCGUGGGUGCGCAGGUCUCGUUGUCUAAUCAUCGACGGCAGGAUGCAUUCUCUUGCGAAGCAACAGUAGGACCCCCAACUUGUCCUGAUGGCGCGCCUGUGCAACAAAAGCCGUCCUCGGAAUCCACACCUAACGGCUGUGGUGAUGCGCACCAUGAACUUCUCACGACAUUUUUGAAUGCGGUGGUUCCACAUUUCGUCGAUGCUUGCAAUCAACACGAUGUAUGCUACGGUGAGUGCGGAAGUCUUAUUCUCGGACCUCAGAACUGAGUAGUCACUCCAUCAAUCCUACAUUCUGCACACCAGGAAUUUGUGGGGCAGACUUUGACAUUUGCAACGCCGAGCUGAGGACAAAUUUGAAGUCCGUCUGCGAUUCAUCCGACUUCCUCGACGAUGACUGCGGAGAUGGCGAAGAUGACUUAAGCAGCGCUUGUAGGGCCGCAAAGCAAGCUCAAUGUCGAUCAGAAGCAGAUAUCAUGUGGGCUGCCUUGAAGGUAAGGAAAGCCAUUCUUUGUACUUUCCCGACUACAGCUUCUUUGAUGAUG